AUCGGUUUCGUGCAGCGAAAACUGGUGUCAGGAAUAUUUUAACAAAAACACCCCAAACGUUGGAGAUAGUAAAAGCUUCAAAAAAACGCAGGAUGAAGUAAAGAUGCGUCUAAGCACGCAACGGUUACUUAUCUAUGGUAUUUUAUGCGUUUUGAUAACCAUAUUAUUGUAUUCCUGGUUCUCUCCUUGUAAUGAUGAUACCGUAAGGAGCCGAAUGGUGAGAGCAGAUGCAGGCAAAGUGGAGGUGGCUGAUGGAACAAAAAAAUACACUUAUUCUAGAGAAACGCCGAUUAUUUUUAUUGGCGGUGUUCCGCGUUCUGGGACAACACUUAUGAGAGCCAUGCUAGACGCCCAUCCCGAUAUACGUUGUGGUGAAGAGACUAGGGUAAUACCGAGACUAUUGGGGAUGAGGAGCCAAUGGUCAAAAUCGGCUAAAGAAUCGAAGAGGCUAAUGGAAGCCGGCCUUACGGAUCAGGUUAUCGAUUCAGCCUUAUCCGCUUUCAUUUUAGAGAUAGUAGCCAGACAUGGCGAUGCUGCACCAAAGCUCUGCAAUAAAGAUCCUUUUACUCUUAAAUCUGCCUUCUAUCUCUCAAAAUUGUUUCCUAAUUCUAAGUUUUUAUUGAUGGUAAGAGAUGGUAGAGCGGUUGUACAUUCAAUUAUCAAGAGACACGUGACAAUUUCCGGUUUUGACCUGCACGAUCACGGGCAAUGUUUGUCUCGGUGGAAUGAUGCAGUUGAAACGAUGAUGACUCAAUGUUCCAAGGUCGGUGCUGAACGAUGCCUGGUUGUUCAUUACGAGCAGCUUGUUUUACAUCCGGAGAAAAUGAUGAAAAAAGUUUUGGCAUUUUUAGACGUCGAAUGGACCACCGACGUUCUUCAUCACGAACGUUUCGUAGGGAAAAAGGGCGGAAUCUCUUUAUCUAAAACUGAGCGUUCCACGGAUCAAGUUAUUAAGCCAGUGAACUUGGACGCCUUAACAAGUUGGGUUGAAGAAUUUCCUAUAAACGUCCGGCGGAAAGCGGCAUCGUUGGCUCCAAUGCUUAGUAAAUUGGGUUAUGACCCUACAAAAUUUCCACCCAAUUACGGAAAACCAGACUCUAAAGUUGCUCAAAAUACGGAUGAAGUUCACAGACAGGCCGCCUACUGGAAAAAACGCGCUGAUAUGUUUGUAAAGGGCGAAGCAAACCUUACUGGUAGCCCAAGUUAACACCACUAGAUGGCGUAUCAUCGAUACCUGUAAUUCUUUCAUCUCGUCUUACGUAACAGCAAACCCAAUGAUUUUAAUGCUUUUUUUCUUAAGACUUCGCCAUUAUAGACCUAAACAAAGGUUUUACUGCAUAAACUGUCUUUUUGCUUUAGUUUGUUUUUUAUUUAUUGUUAUAUUACCCCUCUCUUCGUCUUUUUACAUCUAAACAGAAAAACUUUUUUUUACUUUCUUAUCCUAUUUUUGGUUCUUUCUUUUGGCAUUUUUCUUUGUUAAAUUAAUAUGUUUAGUAGGAUUAUUUUUUGUUUUGCCUGUUUGUUAAACAGCUGUUUAUUGUAUAUUAAAAUGAAGAAAUGAUAUUUACAGUAUUUGUUAAUAUCGGGCAGAUAAGGGAAGAAGAGAUAUAAAAGCAAUAGUAACAACAAUAACAACAUCAAUAAUAAUGAUGAUGAUAAUAAUAAUAAUAAUAAUAAUAGUAAUAAUAGGGAAUAUAUGAACAAAUACUAACAACUGGAAAGAGAAUGAAUAAUAGUAAUAAUGAUACUGAUUAUAAAAGUCGUGUUCGUUACCUAUAAUGAUAUUAGGAAAUGUAAUUUUAUGAAUUAAAUUGUGAAAAGAUUAUUAUAGUCUAACAUCUGUGAUCUGUGAGGUUAACAAUCUUCAAAAUGAUUUAAUAUAAAUUGGAAAUUGAACAAGGAAGAGAGAAAGAAGAUAUCGAAUAUUAUAUCUACUCUUUUUCAUAAGGAAAAAUAUACAAUCCUAUCGAAAAGGAGUCAUUUAUUUGUUAAUCUUCUUUCAAUUUUCUCUUUUUUAAUAAUACAAAACUAAAUU
Molecule: messenger RNA, 2035 nt
Organism: Dimorphilus gyrociliatus
Lineage: Eukaryota; Metazoa; Annelida; Polychaeta; Dinophilidae
Source: the annotation of a GenBank genome assembly